Hirundo rustica (Barn swallow) is the source of this 2094-nucleotide messenger RNA. It is a transcript of the gene CDCP2, whose product is annotated as CUB domain containing protein 2. The transcript is spliced from 7 exons. The coding region runs from base 138 to 1787 and encodes 549 amino acids. Lineage: Eukaryota; Metazoa; Chordata; Aves; Passeriformes; Hirundinidae. The record is from RefSeq and is a predicted model, not a curated record.
CAUCUUUCCCACCAAACCCAAAGGCUUGCUCACCUUCAGCUGAGUGCAUCCGAGAGCCUGGGCGAGAAGUAGCGUGAGCCAGCAUGGAAGAACGUGGCAAUCCUCCAAGGCCUUAGCAGAUAGACAGCUCCAAAAGGAUGCUCGGUGUGGGGAGAUUUGCCUGCUGGAGGAUGGGGUGCACAGGGCUGAGCUGUCUGGCAGCGCUGGCCGUGCUCUGUGGGGCUCUCGGGGAUGCUCCCAGCAGAGGCAUCAAAUGCGGGGGAGUACUUUCAGCACCCUCUGGCAAUUUCUCCAGCCCCAACUUCCCAGGGCUGUAUCCCUACGAGACAGAGUGCACGUGGCUCAUCGUGGUGGCCGAGGGCUCCUCCGUCCUGCUCUCCUUCAGCCACUUCGAGCUGGAGUACCACGACACCUGCGCCUACGACUACCUCCAGGUCUACAACGGGGCUGCCCGGGACCGGGGCAACCUCCUGGGCACCUUCUGUGGCCACAGCCCCCCGCCAGCCUUCUCCUCCGCCUGGCACGUCAUGGCCGUGGUCUUCCGCUCCGACCGGCACGUGGCCAAGCACGGCUUCGCCGCUGCCUACAAGAAAGACGCCUGCGGAGGGCAGCUGACGGGGCUCUCUGGGGAGAUCACCAGCCCCCGGUACCCCGAGAGUUACCCCAACGACGCCGAGUGCCGCUGGAGCAUCGGCGGGGCCAGCGCUGGUGGCCCCCUCACCCUGGUGUUCGCUGACUUCCAGAUGGAGGGCGGCCAAGGCUGUGGCUUCGACUACGUGGCCCUUUUUGAUGGCCCCACCGUCAGUGCCCCCCGCCUGGGACGUUACUGCGGCAGCGCCCGCCCGCCCCGCACCGUCUCCUCCACCCCACACCUCCUCAUCGUCUUCAAGUCGGACUUCAACAUCGGUGGCAGGGGCUUCAAGGCCCAUUUCUACUCGGGCGAGUGCCAGGAGGUGUUCACCACCAUCAAAGGGAAUUUCUCCAGCCCUCAGUACCCCAACUUCUACCCCAACAACCUGGAGUGCCAGUGGAGCAUCCAGCUGCCCCCAGGCUACCGAGUCAAGGUCUUCUUCCUGGACAUGGAGCUGGAGGGCCGGAGCAGCCUGACGGGUGACUGUGACUACGAUCACUUGUCUGCCUUUGAUGGUGGCACCGAGAACGGAUCCCUGCUGGGGCGGUGGUGCGGGCGGGAGAGCCUGGCACCCGUCACCUCCCACAGCAACCGGCUGCUCCUGGUCCUCCACACCGACCGCAACACGGCCAAGAGGGGCUUCUCCGUCUCCUACGUGGGAGUUGUGCCCAUGAACGUCAGCUGCACCCGGACAGACUUCCACAUCCAGAUCCCCGUGCAGUCCCUGGCCCAGCUGGAGAGGAAUAGGAUUUAUUUGGGUACCCCCUCCUGUGCAGCCCAGGUGGUUGGCAGGAACUUCAAAAUACACACCAGGUUUGACACCUGUGGCACUGAAUCCCAGAGACGCAACAACACCUCCAUCAUCGUCAGCACCCUCUACAUUGAUUUUUCAGUGGGAGACCAGGAGGACAUCCACCAGUACGAGGUGCAGUGUGAGCCAAAGAGGAAGGAAGCCUCGGUGACCCUUAUUGCUGGCCCAGAUCUGUCCAGGCUCAGGCAGGCAGAAAACCUGGUGGAUGCCGAGCAGUGGGAGGGAGAAGCGAUGGAUGCCCGUGAAAUCAAGAGCCAGGACACCAGUGACAUCGUCUUCAUCAGCAUCUGCAUCCUGGCUGGGCUCCUCAUGGUCAUCGCAGUGGUGGGGCUGGUGCUUCUGUAGGAUCCAGCGAUUGCAGUCCAGGGCAGAAAGGCACCCCAAAAUCCAUCCUCACCCCAGGCUGAACCCUAACACAGCUGCCCAAACAGAGACACAGCUCCCAGAUCCCAAAGCUGAGCCUGAACCCAACCUCCACCUCUUCUUAGUGCCUGAAAAAUCUGGGCAAUAGGCAGCCGUUUCCCUUCCCAAUUUGUUUUCCUCUGUCUCAAUCUGUCCAUUUGGCUCAGGAAUGCAAUUCUUGCGCUCCCUAACUCUUCCCACACCUGUUUCAAUUUGUUUUCCCUGUAGUGCUGCUGCUUUCAGGAAAGUA